Molecule: messenger RNA, 4576 nt
Organism: Stegodyphus dumicola
Lineage: Eukaryota; Metazoa; Arthropoda; Arachnida; Araneae; Eresidae
Product: TRAF3-interacting protein 1-like
Biological process (GO): intraciliary transport; cilium assembly; regulation of microtubule cytoskeleton organization
Cellular component (GO): ciliary basal body; axoneme; intraciliary transport particle B
Molecular function (GO): microtubule binding
Source: RefSeq, a predicted model, not a curated record
GGCAACAAGUUCUAAGAUGAUUGACAUUCCAAGUAACCAAUGAAAGUAAGAUGUAUAGUGACAGAUGAGAUAGGAUUAACUUUGCCGAAAGAUGUGUAUUAUUGCUGUCAAGUCGAAAUUUUAAAUGUUUCUUUUGUCGGUUUAGGUUGUUUAGUUAUUGCUUCGUGUCAUGGCCGAAGAAAUAGACACAUCAGUAAUCAAGAAAACACAAGAAAUUCUUGGAAGUGUUAUAAAAAAGCCAGCUCUUACGGAAAAAUCUUUAAAAAAACCACCUUUUCGAUUUCUUCAUGAUAUCAUUACCAAUGUAAUAAAAACGUCAGGAUUUUAUAAAGGAUUAUACACUUCCGAAGAAUUGCAAUCAGAUAACGUAAAGGAUAAAGAAACCAAGAUAGUUUUUCUUCAAAAAGCCAUAGAUGUUUUAGCAUUAGUUACUAGCCAGCCGAUCAAUUUGAAACCUUCUAAAGUGGUAGCUGGUCAUGAUCCACAGAAGACUAAUGUUUUUCUUCAAAUCUUAGGAACAGCAGUGAAAAAUAAGCUUGAUAGCAAAGAAGCUGUAGAAAAAGUAUUGAAUGAAAAAAUACAGGGAUCACCAACAAAAGUGCCGAAAGAACGUCGAAUGUCUGUAGAUAAACGUGCAAAAGGAGCAAAUGAAAAAGCUCAUACUCGUUCUCUGACCAAAACCAUUGAUCCUGCAAAAAAGAGCUCUGUGUCUAAUCAAAGCAAAGAGACAACCAAGAGUAAAGAUGGGGAAAAAACAAAGGAAAGACCCAAAGACUCGAGAAAAGACAGGGAAAAGUCUCGUGAAAGAACAAAGCACAAAACAGACGAUUCGAAAAAAACAAAAGAUAAAAGUUCUAAACUGAAGGAAGAUGUUCAGAUAGAUGACGAAAUGAAAGUGGAACCUAUGAUGGAUAGAGGCAUAAACGAUUCCAAUAACAAUGUGGAAAAUAAUGUUAUUUCUGAAUUGCAGUUAAAUGAAGUGCCAUCCACUAGCACAAUGAUGAAUGGAGAAUCCCAAGAAAAACAGGAGGAACUUAGGGAAAACGAGACUACAGAUUCAACCAGUGAUAAGCUUGUUCAAGAGAAAAAUCGUCGACCUCCUUCUAGUCGCAGUGCACGUCCACCAUCAGCCAGAAAUAAAAGAACCAAGCCCAUUGAAAACAGUAGCAGUGCAAUUGGAGCUUCUAGGGAGCCAUUAAUGGCUACUUCCUCUGCCAUAAUGGGUAAUGUGCCUUCAGUUCCUGAACCAGAUUUUGAAAGCUUGCCUUUACAAAGACCACCAUCAGCUCGUCCUCCAUCUGCUAGACCAUCAAGUUCUAGGCCCGCUCCUCCUAGAAUUCGCAUUCGACAUGUUGUAGAAAAUGAAGAGCCCAGGGCUUUUUUUUUUCCCCCAUAGCAAAGAAAAAGGAACUGUGAACCUAAAAAAAGGGAAAAUUCUGUAAAUUUUGUCAUGCAACUGCGAUUGAUAUCUUGAAAACUUGCCUAUGUUUGAAGCAUGGUAAAAGAUUGAAAAUCUGCACAGUCUACCAAAUUUCAACAAUGAAAUGCAGCUUUGACAAUUUGAAACAACAUUUUUAAUUAUUGGCAACAAGUUUCCCAUUCAGUAUUGAAACUAGCUACCAUAUUCUAUUGGUUAUCACUUUUGUAAUUGUCAUUAAAUAAGUAUUUUAUCUAACGUCACAAACUUGUACUAAUAAUUGAAGAUUAACCCUGUGUUGUUCUAAGCAAAUAAGCAGUAAUUGUAAUUUUGGUAAUAAGUAAGUGCCCAUGCUGAAACAUUUUGUUCAAAUAAUCACAAUGAUAUUUUUGAAGUGUGAUGCUUUUAGACUAUAUUGUUAUGGUUGCCAGUUCUAUUCUAGCAGACUUUAGGGCCCAGCAUGAAUGCUUGGUAAUGACUGGGACUCCAUUUUUGGAAAAUUACCACCGUAGUUUUUUACUUUUAAUAUGCUUAUAACUAAGAAAAAAUUUUAAUCAUAUCAGAUUGGCAAGUUUUUAAGAAACUCAUCAUUCCUUUGAGUAAUAUUGAAAAAUUAAAUUAGAGCAACAGACUGAUCAGAAAGUAAUAUUUCUGUAUAAUUUGAGGGAAAGGGUCUCGAGCUAAAACAUCCUGAAAUCUUAAAACAAAGCAUUCUAAAUACAUGUAGAAAAAUAUAAAAUGUAAUAUUUUAUAUGCUUUUUCUUUUCAAGACUAUAAAAUAGUUAUUAUAUUUCUCUAUAAAAAAGUGAGGAAAAAAUAUAUGAGCUUUUUUUAAAAAAAGUGAGCAAAAAAUAUAUAUCCUUUUUUUAAAUGGAUUUUCUUUCAUUCUUCUGUUUCUAGUCUUAAAUCUAAAGAUUUUUCACACCUGAAAAACCUCAAAAUUCUAAUUUGUGCUCUACUUCUCGUCUUGAGUUGUAUGGGCUUCUGGUUUUGUAAUUGUAUCUGUGCAUCAGAAACAAUUAGUACUGUUGUUGGUCUGUUAAUUGUUGCCUUAUUAGUUAUAUUGUUGGUGUGUGUGUCUUUUGAAUUUGUUAAUAAUUUUGUUAAUCCUUAAAAAUUAAAUUGAAGGAUUUAAUUGUAGGACUGUGCAUGGGAUUCCUUUGAUUUAUUUUUGUUCAGCUUACAGACUGACAUUAUAUAUAUCUAUUUAUCAUGUAAUAGUAAUAGAUUUUAAAUCUGUGAUCAUCUGUUAAUUGACUAAUUAAAUAUCAAGCAAUAUUCUGAAUAUUAUGUGAAUGAAAAAAUCUUCUAAGUUUCGUGCUUUUUUAAAACAGUUGUAUUUUAAAUGUAUGUCAUGUAUUCUUUCCUUGGUACUUAUGCAUGAACACAACUACCGGAGUGAAACCUGGCAAUUUGUUUACAGAAGUAAGAUAAAAAUUACUUAUCGGAUGUAAGUUGGUGAUUUUCAUGACUCUUUUUUUUAAAAAGUUUCCAAAUGAUCCAUAUUUAUUGUAACUCAGCAAACAUUAUCAAUGUAUCAAAAAGAAAAUGUACUUUAAAUAUUAAAAAAAUUUUCUUUAAUUAUUAAAUAAGGAUUAUUUACAUAAUCCUUUUCAAUUUUUUUUAGACUUUUCAUCUUCCUAUGUGCACAGUAAUCUGAUUUGAGGAGGAGGGGGGAUUAUCUGAAGGUUUUCAGAUUUUAUAAAACCACAAAGGGGCAUUUUUUUCAUUUACACACAUACACAUUUUUAGAGCAUUGGGGCUAAAAAUAUUUAAAAACAGCAUGUAUUUAGAAUUUUUGAUAGAGUCUUGACUGUUGGAAAUAAAAAUAUUUUUUACAAACAGUGUUACUAUUUCUUGCCUUGAAAUCAUUCGAGUUUGUUAGUCAAAAAUUCGUUAAAGGUUUACCAAAUGUGAAACAGACAAUAAAACAAAUUCCAAUUUUGGGCUACAUAUUCAGGUGUUGGACUAACUACAUUAUUCAAAAUUUGUUGGCUCUAGCAGGUUUCGUAUGGUCUUUUAAAGAACUUAAAAGUUCUCAGGUUUGUUAGAAAUGCUUAAUUUCAGCCAAAAUUCGCAAAAGGUUCUUAAUUUUACUCAGCUGAUAUUUCUGUCUGUUUUUAUGACUGCCAUUUUGAGUGGAAAAUAACAUUUUAGAGGAAUAGUUUUUGGCAGUGCAUUGACAAAUGUAUAUUUGAUGGGUAAAUCUUUGAAUUCUGCACUCCUACUAAAUGUAAGCAGUGGACACUUGAGUUUAAGAUACAAAGCCCUGCCUCGGUUGAAACAUAAACAUUUCAAAAUAAUUUCUUUUUUGCAAAUGAAGAUUUCAUAAAAUAUUGCAUCAAAAACAGUGUUUGCUGAUUUGGGAUAUAAUUUUUAUCAUGUAGUGCUAAAUUUGGCGACUUAUCAACAUUUUAAUAAUUUCAAAAUCUUAUAUUCUGAGAUUAGCGAAUGUUUGACGAUUUUUGCUUACAAACAUAACAACACUGAUAAAUGUUUGGUUGUAAAGAAAGUUUUCCACCAAAAAAAUAUUAUUAAUAAAGAUGGGGAGAAAAAAAUGAAUGCAGUAUCUUUAGUGCAGGUAGUAAACAUCACCCAAAUCUAUUUUCUGCCAGUGUUUUGGAGUUUUUCAAAACCUUCGGCUCAGAAACAUUGUGGCUGUAAGUCCAAAAACAAAUCCUCAUUUCAGAUGUUUUGUGCAGAAUGAAAGAUAGCACCAGCAAGAUGUGGCUGCAGGUGUGAAAAAUGGUAGAAGUCCAAAGGAGCAGAUAUUCAAGUGGAGAUAAGUGGAGGUCCCACUAAGUCUGCCCUUAUCUGCUUAAAUCAGCUCAUACAGUACCCAGCAAUUGAACUUUUAUGUCAAGUUUAAGCUGUGUGAUGCAUAGCACGACUAAUGAGCAUGAAACUAACAUCUGACUCUUUUGCAGGCUCUAUAGUGGUUUCAUACUGAUCUUCUUCCAAAAGUUCUUGCAGAUGGGCCUCAUAAAUAUGCUGGCCAGGGCACUCUGCUUCUUAAACGUCAUAGUCCUAGUUCUUGAAUUUUCGGCACCAAACCUUCACAGUGUCUUAUGAUACAACAUUAGUAACUUUAUUUGCUCUACACACAAUUUGGUAACAUUCUGUAACUGACUUUUUGCAUCAAAACUGGAAGUAAAUUAU